Molecule: messenger RNA, 1770 nt
Organism: Ceratotherium simum simum (southern white rhinoceros)
Lineage: Eukaryota; Metazoa; Chordata; Mammalia; Perissodactyla; Rhinocerotidae
Source: RefSeq, a predicted model, not a curated record
UGGCCGCCGUGGUUCUACUGGGGCAGGGCAGGUCAGCACAGGCCACUGUUCCCCAAAAUUCUGGAGACAUGUGUACGUGCUCGAUGUCCUCCUGCGAUCUGGAAAGGUUUGAAGUCCAAAGCCCGCCCGGCCCAGGCGUUUCAGAUAAGGGACUGCGGACCAGCGUGAAGACGGGUGCAGCCGCUCUGGGAAGCUUCACGAAGGCAUCAAACAUUCAGGGCAGGGUCCUGCUCCUGACCAUCUGUGCGGCUGGCAUUGGUGGGACUUUUCAGUUUGGCUACAACCUCUCCAUCAUCAAUGCCCCGACCUUGCACAUUCAGGACUUCACCAAUGAGACGUGGUGGGGACGGACCGGCCGGCCACUGCCCGACCACCUGGUUCUGCUUGUGUGGUCCUUCAUCGUGUCCCUGUACCCCCUGGGGGGCCUCUUUGGAGCGCUGCUUGCAGGGCCCCUGGCCAUCAAGCUGGGAAGGAAGAAGACCCUCCUGGUGAAUAACAUCUUCGUGGUGGCUGCAGCGGUCCUGUUUGGCUUCAGCCGCAGAGCAGGCUCCUUCGAGAUGAUCAUGCUGGGAAGGCUGCUCAUGGGAGUCAGUGCAGGUGUAAGCAUGAACGUCCAGCCCAUGUACCUGGGGGAGAGCGCCCCCAAGGAGCUCCGAGGAGCCGUGGCCAUCACCUCAGCCAUCUUCACCGCCCUGGGGAUCGUGAUGGGUCAGGUCGUCGGGCUCAAGGAGCUCCUGGGGGGCCCGCAGGCCUGGCCCCUGCUGCUGGCCAGCUGCCUGGUGCCCGGGGUACUCCAGCUGGCCUCCCUGCCCCUGUUCCCUGAGAGCCCACGCUACCUCCUUAUUGAUUGUGGAGACACCGAAGCCUGCCUGGCAGCUCUGCAGCGGCUGCGGGGCCCCGCGGACGUGGCGGGGGAGCUGGCCGAGCUGGAGCGGGAGCGCGCCGCCUGCCGGGGCCAGCGCGCGCGGCGCCCGUGGGAGCUGUUCCGGGAGCGCGCCCUGCGGAGGCAGCUGACGAGCCUGGUGGUGCUGGGCAGCGCCAUGGAGCUCUGCGGGAACGACGCGGUCUACGCCUACGCCUCCUCUUUGUUCCGGGAGGCGGGGGUCCCCGAGGAGAGGAUCCAGUACGCCAUCAUCGGGACCGGGAGCUGCGAGCUGCUCACGGCCUUUGUCAGCUGUAUGGUCAUCGAGAGGGUGGGCCGGCGCGUGCUGCUUAUGGGGGGGUACUGCCUGAUGACCUGCUGCGGGAGCGUCUUCACGGCAGCCCUGUGCCUGCAGAGCUCUGUCCCCUGGAUGCCCUACCUGGCCAUGUCCUGCCUCUUUGCCUGCAUCCUCAGCUUUGGCAUCGGCCCCGCUGGAGUAACAGGGAUCCUGGCCAUGGAGCUGUUUGACCAGACGGCCCGGCCUGCUGCCUAUGUGGUCUGUGGGGCGCUCAUGUGGACCAUGCUCUUCCUGGUGGGACUGGGGUUCCCCUUCAUCAUGGAGGGCUUGUCCCACUUCCUCUAUGUGCCUUUCCUCGGUGUCUGUGUCUGUGGGGCUGUCUACACUGGCUUCUUCCUCCCUGAGACCAAAGGCAAGACCUUCCUGGAGAUCUCCGAGGAAUUGCACCAACUCAACUUCCCCAGGCGGAGCCAAGGCCCCAUCUCGAGGGUCCCAGAGGUCAUCCUGUCCACAGAGCUGUAGCUCUGCAGGGGUGGCCAGGGCCCAGAUCCAGCUGCUUCUCUUCCCUUUGCUCCUACUGAGGGUCUGGCCCUUUCCAGUCACAGCUCCU